Messenger RNA from Rhinolophus ferrumequinum (greater horseshoe bat), 6488 nucleotides. RefSeq names its product snurportin 1 (gene SNUPN). The transcript has 9 exons. Lineage: Eukaryota; Metazoa; Chordata; Mammalia; Chiroptera; Rhinolophidae. Gene Ontology annotation, cellular component: nucleus; cytoplasm. Bases 513 to 1601 code for a protein of 362 amino acids. The record is from RefSeq and is a predicted model, not a curated record. Gene Ontology annotation, biological process: protein import into nucleus; snRNA import into nucleus. Gene Ontology annotation, molecular function: nuclear import signal receptor activity; protein binding.
UCCGGUGUUGUACGGGCAAUGGGGAGGGACUUGGGGAUGUCAAGGCUGCGGAGGAGUCAUUCAGGGAACCCGCACCGACCAUACAAAUCGCCGGCACGCGAGGGGGCAGACCGUUGGCGCACCCUACGCACAGGGCGGGCCUGAGGGGCGGCAGCACCCGGGCCUGGAGGGCCUCGAUCCCCCUGGAGGGCCUCGAUCCCCCGGGACGAGAUGGAGCUCUUCCUAUUGGCGCAAGGCGCCCCGAGGAGCUAAUGCUCAGGGGCGAGGGCGCGGCCCGGCCAAGUCACCUUAUAAGAGGGACUCCGAGAGACGGGAAAAGCGCCAGCGGAGCCGCUCCGCGAGAGGACUUCCGGCGACCCCCGCGGCGGGAGAGGCCGGAAACGCCUGACGCGGGGCCCGUGGGCCGGACGACGGCGGCUGAGGGGCGGGCCAGGCUCUCCCGGGGCAGCUGAUUGGUCGGCCCCUGGCGGCGGUAGUGGCGACGAGUGGAACCGUCACCUGGGCCCGGGAAGAUGGAAGAGCUGAGUCAAGCCCUGGCUAGUAGCUUCUCUGUGUCUCAAGAUCUGAAUAGCACAGCUGCCCCACACCCCCGCCUAUCCCAGUACAAGUCCAAGUACAGUUCCUUGGAGCAGAGUGAGCGGCGCCGCCGGUUAUUGGAACUGCAGAAAUCCAAGCGGCUGGAUUAUGUGAAUCAUGCCAGAAGACUGGCCGAAGAUGACUGGACAGGGAUGGAGAGUGAGGAAGAAGAAAAGAAAGAUGAUGAAGAAAUGGACACUGAUACUGGCAGGAAGUUACCAAAACGCUAUGCUAAUCAACAUGUUUUGUGUUCCCAGUUGAUGCUGUCUGAGUGGUUAAUUGAUGUCCCUUCAGAUUUGGGGCAGGAAUGGAUUGUGGUCGUGUGCCCUGUUGGAAAAAGAGCACUCGUCGUUGCGUCCAGGGGUUCCACCAGUGCCUACACCAAGAGUGGUUAUUGUGUCAACAGGUUUUCCUCCCUUCUGCCAGGAGGCAAUAAGCAAAACUCAACAACAGCGAAAGACUACACCAUUCUGGACUGCAUUUACAGUGAGGUAAAGCAGACCUACUACGUUCUGGAUGUGAUGUGCUGGCGGGGACACCCUUUCUACGACUGCCAGACGGAUUUCCGAUUCUACUGGAUGCAUUCAAAGUUACCAGAAGAAGCACUGGGAGAGAACACCAAGCUCAAUCCUUUUAAAUUUGUGGGGCUAAAGAAUUUCCCGUGUACCCAUGAGAGCCUGUGUAAGGUGCUGUCUAUGGAUUUCCCUUUUGAGGUAGACGGGCUUCUCUUCUACCACAAGCAGGCCCACUACAGCCCCGGAAGCACUCCUCUGGUGGGCUGGCUGCGCCCGUACAUGGUGUCCGAUAUCCUUGGCAUGGCCGUGCCACCUGGCCCGCUGACCACCAAGCCGGAAUAUGCAGGGCUCCAGCUGCAGCAGAUUAUUGAGCACAAGCGGAACCAGAAGGAGGGUACGAAGGAGAAGCUCGCCCACAAGGCCUCUGACAGCGGACACUAUGAGCUGGAGCACCUGUCUACCCCUAAGCUCAAGAGCGUCCCCCACAGCCGAGACCGCCCAGGAGCCUGAUGGAGAACUAACGGAAGCGUCCUUUGGGACUCACAGGACAGUGCUUGGUCCCAGAAGGAAGGUUGGGGAGGACAGUGACGACAACAGGUGACUUCAUUUUACAGUGGACUUUCCAAAGCCACUGCAGCCGGACACCACUUAUCUCCUAUCUGAAAUGCUGCCUCAAACAGUUGGGGGAGGUUCCCAGAUUAAUAGGUCCCCGGAUUUGAGCAACUCCUGUAAAAAUGUAUCCCAGAUCCACAAUGCAAAUAUACGUGAUUCUUAAGAAAGAACCCAUGAUUCUUAAACUUUAAACAGUCAUGAAUCUCCUCCAGCUGCACCCCCAGGCUACGUAAACCAUGACUGUUCACAUCUUGGCCCAUUUCACUGUUUUUAGCACUUAAGCAUUCUGCUGAGUUUCCAGUUGCUGCUGUUGCCAACGAUAUUUUCUAAAAGGUCUUACCAGGAACUGCAGUUCUUGGUAUUUGACAAUGUUCUCUCUUCUGAGAAAACAAGUGUGAUUUUCUUUGGUUUAGACAUUGCCAGAGAUAAAAUGCAAAUGGGGUUCACUCACUGCUCGGCCAGACGGUUGAGCUGGAGAGUGGGUUAUGGAGCUGGGCAGGUCCUGCCCUUGAGGAGUUCCCCAUCCAGUGAGAAAGGAAAUCCACCAGCAGUACCCAGAGUGCAUCCAGGUAGUGAGGUGGUUGCUUUAGUGCAGAAAGGCAUAUAGAGCCUGGGGACUGGGAAGAACAGGAAGAGGGUCCACAGAGGUCGUCAGAGAUGGGCUGAGGCUCAGAGGGGGACAGAAAUGUGCUGUGCGGACGAGAGGGCAGGACUUGCUUGCUGGCGGGAGGGCAUGUGGUGCAGCCUGCAGAGCAGGGCAGGACGUGCUGUGGGACCCAGAGGGGUUCAGCAUGGCUCAACGUUAUGCAGGACUGAAGAGCCAUGGGAGAGGAAGCUCCAGAGAGAUGGGCCAAAUUAUGUUAUGCGGAGGUUUUGGAUUUUAGCUCAUGGAUGAAAGGGAGCCAGUGAAGAGCUUUGAGCAGGCCAGGUCCAUUCAAUUUGUGAACUAGAGCUCUUUGGCAACUGUGGGAGUGGAAGGACGAGGUAUCUGCCGUGUUCAGAAAACAUGUCCCAUUUCCCAUGGCUGCAGUAUGCUCCCCACACUGCUUUCCACCUUUCUGGGACUUCUCUUAUUGGACAAAAGGACUUUACUAUUCCACUCCAGCAGCACUAGCGUCCUGUGGACAGAAUUUCAGAGGGAUACAGGUUAACGUUGUGUGACAUGCCAUUGUUCCUUUGUGUUAAUUCUGGGAACAAAUCCGGGCAGGGGUUGUGCUUAAGUGGAGCCUGAGCACACAAAUUCAGCACACCGGUGGGAUCAGCCUCGGUGUGGAGCUCUUAGAGGGCUGCUCAAGCGACUGUAUAAAAUCCCCUCCCCGGUGGUGCUCCUGCUGGCUGCAGAUUUCAGCAUGCCCACAUCAGUAGGCGCUUUCCUGAAUUCCAGUGAGGUCAGCUGUACAGGAGGCUGUGCUCCUUUGGUCCAGAUGCAUGCUGGGGCUGCCUAGGCAGAGCCACCUGUAUUGUCUCAGGAGCAGUGCGUGCAGUGGUAGUGAGGCGGGGCUGGGCCAGGUCUGGAAGGUCUACUUCCCCAAAGGAUGCGCUCUGGGGACAGAUGCAUGAGUCAGAAAACAUACAGCCAAACUUAGCACCACGCACAACUUGAUACUGUUGAAUGGUAUCUGGAAGGAUACAUCUCAGAGGAAUGCCACUUACAUUUUUAACCAAGGAGUCUUGUAUUUCUUGUAUUACUGAGCAGAAUGUAUCUCCUGGUCAUAUUUCUGUGUGAAAUGCCACCUAUUUCAAAGAUGGCUAUGUUAUAGGUUGCUGUGAUGGAUGUGAGUUUUCUGGCUACAGUUUGGAACAGCUCUGUUUCUUUUUGUGGAAUUCUCUCUUCUCCAGGCUGUAUGGUUCGGUGGGACUGUAAUUUGGGGGAAAUGCCCUCCUUUUGCCAAGCAUCGGGCUCAGGCCUCAAGGUGGGCCAAUCUCAUGCCCCUCACCAAGAGUUUGUGUCUUGAGCAAAGGACCAAAGGGAGUGAAUCAGUAGGAAUGCAUUUAUUUUGCCCACGGAGGGGCAGGGGAGUUUCUUCUUCUUGCUAUGAAACCUGUGAACAUCCAGUAAAGUCCAUCUUGUUUAAAGUAGCUAGAGCUAAUUUCUGGGCUUGCAACCGAAGAAUCCUGAUACCACUGUCCACUGUGGCGUACCCUGCUUGUCUGGAUUAGAGGACCAGUUUGAUACGAGUUAGCAAGGGACUACGAGUUGAGAUAGUCUAUUUCAUGUCAAGUGCCACUGGAACCCAUGCACCUAGAAAAGACUAGGCAAAAUAAGGAGUGUUGGUUAAUUUAAUGUUAGGUCAGAAAAGCCAUGCUGGUUCUAAUGCCUGCAUGGAAGAAAUGGUGUUAGAGAAAUCCACUUGUAUUUGGCAGUGGCUCAUCUCCAUUCACUAUUUCUCCACUAGCUCACUUCUCACUCAUGUCUCAACCUACUGAAAUCCGACUUGUGUUCCUACCACUUCAAGUGCUCUCCUCAAGGGACUGGUGGUGUCCUGAUUUCCAAAUCUACCCGACAUUUCCCAGGUCUUGUCUUAGCUGACUUACCUGCUGUGUAUAUGCUGAUGCCGUCCUAUCUUACCUCCAGCCUGUAGUGUGCAUCUAACACGUCAUCUCCUAGUCACCUCAAGUUCAGCAUGUCUCAAACUGCACUCGUUGUCUUUCCCCCUCAGUCAUGCUCUUCUCGGGAUCCCUGUCCUUGUGAAUGUCACUUAGUCACCCAAGCCUAGGAACCAUUUUUACGAUUUCUGACUUUUCAUAGCCAGGUAGUCACCAUGUCCUUUAAAUCCCACCUUUUCUCCAUUUCCUCUACAACCUAAGGCAUUAAUUCAAGCUUGCGUCUUCUCUCUCCUGGAGUACUUACCUAGUUUCUUACCAGAGUCUCUGACCUAGUUUUCUUGCCACCAGUGCCCUCCCCACCACCACCACCACUCUGUCCCUGCCACAACUGGCAGAGUGAUCCUUUCUAAAAAUGCAAAUCUCAUCAUGUUAGUUCAGGGACUUCCCAUUGCCUGGCAGGUACACACGGAGCUUCUCAGCUUGCCGAGCUUCCUCAUGACCGGGACUUAGUGUGUCUGUCCAGCCUCAGAAUUACCUGGCCUUCUUUGCUGCCUCCUCUAGAGUGAUGCUGCUUUAUCGUUCUCUGUACAAACACCUCUGUUUCAUAUUUCCCCCAACGCAUACACACCAUCUCUCCUUACUCUGAUUGCAGUCACCUGGUGAAUAACCUGCUCAUCUUUGAAAAACUCUAUUCAACAGAUACCUAUUUGAACCUUUACCUCUGUGGGUAGAAUCAGCCAUUGUCAUCUUUGCGCCCCCUUCCCCCAAUCCCACUACAUAAUCUAUUAACCAAAGUUAGGGAUGAUCCACAAGACCACCCUCACUCUGCCACAACUGCAAGUUAGGGAUAGCCCCAUGACAAACCCCAAGUUUGGUAAUUCACCAGAAGGAUUCGGAGAACUCACUGAAAGCUGGUAUACUCAUGGUUAGUUUAUCACAGUAAAAGGAAACAGAUUAAAGCCAGGCGAGGGAAGAAAUGCAUGGGGGCAGAGUCCAGGAAAGUUCUGAAGUGGAUCUUCCAGUUGUCCUCUCCCAGUGGAAUCACGGACAGCACUGAAUUUUCUUGGUAACUAUGUAUGACGGUACUCACCGAGUAUUGCCAACCAGGGACUCACCUGAGCACUGGUGUCCAAAGUUUUCACUGGGGGCUGGUCAUGUAGACCUGGUUAGCAGACCUGUUUCCAGCGCCUCCAGGGGUCUAGCUGAUAACAUGUGAUCCAAAGUCGACUACCCCCCAGUCACAUUGCUGGACUUCUCGUGUGGCCAAAGACCCUCAGGUAACAAACACACUUCUAUUAGGCAGGACAUUCCAAGGGCUUAGAAGUUACUUCCCCGGAGCCAAGGGCAAAGGCCAGCCUCUCUACAGGCAAGGUUAAGUUCUUUACUACACACUUCCUCUAUUAGAUUGCAAGCUUCCUGAGGUCAGGGAGUACCUGGCAUUAUGCCUGGCACUAGUAUCAAUAAAUGUUGGCUGCGUAAUUGAAAUAAUGAGCUGAACUGAGAAGGCAGUUUGGAGGAGAGCCCCUCCCCUCUCCACUGCACAGAAGAGUGACCCUGGAGAGAGAGAGAAGGCUGAUUGGAGGUGUGUGGCUGGCUGCUAAGAGGUGGUUGGAUAUGCUGCCGACUUCUAAUAACAAGAACUACAUUUAGUUCUAUGGAUGUGAUUACAAGUAUAGCCUAAAAACCUCUCACUGUGGACAUUGGAGGAAGGAAACAAUCUUCCUACCUACAGACUUCCUUUCUAAUAAGGGGAGAAUAACAAGGAAGCAAAUAAUUAUAAUUCAGAGUGUUGGGUGAACUCUCGACACAAGUAUCAGGUAUAAAAGUAACAUAGUAUAGUGAUUGAUUAAUCUGUGAUGUGAGAGUGGUAAGUAGGGGUGUCAGAUGAGAAAAUUGUGUGAGGAAAGAGGCAGAUCAUUUUUUAAUUAUUUAAAAAAAAAAAGCAGAGGAUAACAAUGGUAAGGACCAAUCCCUCGAAUACUGGGUAAUGGGCAAAAUGUAAUCUACCUGGGAUAAGAUUUUUCACCUUCCAAACAUCCUAGUGAUGUCACCUUCAGCCAUCCUAGUGAUUAUAAUAGACAUGGCCUCUAAGUAAACAAGAACAUAAUUUUCAUUCUAGACAUUGGUUAGCAGUAUGACCUAUUUAUGAGGUGUGAUCAAACGAUAUGGUGAGUGUUUAAAUAAAAGAAAAAUUUAUUAUAGUAAAAGACACAAUGCUAUUAACCCCGCUCAAAAUAC